Cordyceps fumosorosea ARSEF 2679 is the source of this 1998-nucleotide messenger RNA. RefSeq lists its product as hypothetical. The coding region runs from base 1 to 1998 and encodes 665 amino acids. The record is from RefSeq and is a predicted model, not a curated record. The transcript has 2 exons. NCBI's taxonomy places the organism in Eukaryota, Fungi, Ascomycota, Sordariomycetes, Hypocreales, Cordycipitaceae.
AUGGCGAAAGAAACGGAUGAAAAUAAACGUCUCGAACGUUUGAUAAGAGAAUCAGAGUCGCGGCGCCAAGAAAGUCGACCCAAAACGGAGGAAAUAGAGUGUCGCGAGGAAGAGCGACGCAUGAACCAACGGGCGACUUUGGGCGAGUAUUUGUACAAUUGCCACUUCGACAUAUACCAGAAACUUGGGCUUGCUAGCUCGUCGCACUGCUUUACUGGCCUCGCUCCCUCGGUCGACGGCAAAUACUAUCCCAAGUGGCUUCGGCCCUGGCGAGCCUUUACCGACGGCCAGCGACAGGAACAUUUCAACGACGUGAUGCGCAUCAAUGGCGAGAGGCGGCUUUUCCACCAAGAAAGCACAACAAGAGAUGUUGGAGAACGCUUCACGCGCAGCAAAGCUGAUUGUAAAAGCGAGAUUCGCUAUUUUGAGUUUGUCGCUGUCGAAUGCCCUGCGCAGAAUAUUCUGGACCCACUGUGGGCUGAUGAGGGGAUGCGCCGAAAGUACCAAGCUACGGAUCUAUCAGUCAGCAGUGGUAUUCGCAACUUUCACGACCUCGAUGAUGACUUCAACCACAAACUCGACCAAGGUGUUGAAUGGCAGGUCGAGACUGGCAGGGGAAAGCAGCAACCUGACGGGGGUGGCAUCCGAACAGACUUGGACGGCAACAAAAGCGUGGCCUUUGUAUAUGAUCUGCAGGCUCCGCACAAGAUUGCCGUGGACUGUCUUGAGGCGGCUCUCGCCAAGGAACGCUAUUCGCAGAUGUCUACAAGUUGGCCUAUGCCGAGCAGGGCAUACCGGACUCGAAAACGCAAGAGGCUCAAGAAGCGCGUGUUGCCACAGCACUCAUACAACAAGUGUUAUGUCUUUCUCUUCUAUGACCGAGCAGAACCACUGGUGUUGCGCUGGCAUCUUUGCGUACCAGACAAGGCGGUGACCCGAGCAACAUCCCGCGUCCAGGUCGAUCACGAUCAGGUUUCCCACACUGCUGUCGCUGAGCUGGCCAGCUUUUGUCUCCUGAGCCUCAGCUCUCCGGCGCUUACGGGCCGUCUGUUUCAGGAGGCUGUGGAUCAGGCGGCGCCGGUUCUAAAGAAAUGGAAGACGGAAGAGUACGUGGACCCGCUGACUGGUCCAGAGCUCGAGGUCACAGAUUCGUCGUUGGCUCCGUUCCCACGGGGCACGGAUGGGGCAUGCGAUGGCAAGGACGGCAGAGUAGAGGAUCAGCAAUGUCGAAGCGCGGCGAGCACCAGCCUCAACAGGCGAGAGACAGACUCCAUCAGCAAGGGCAGUGGUGACGGCCCCGGCGGCUCUGGUUUGGCGCUCACGAGACCAUACUGCACACAGGCCUGCCUCGCUGGCCUGAAGCUGGCUCGUCCCUUGGAUAGCAGCUGCCCCAAUGUACUCUCCCAUGGUGUCCGCGGUGACGGACAGCACCCAAUCACCGCCCACGAGUUUGCCGACCUGGUGACCGAGCAGCUGCAACAGGACCCGUACCAGGGCUGCGAAGCCCUCCUCGGCCAGGGCAAGGCCGGCGCAAGUGGGGUGCUGUUCAAACUCGAGCUGGUCCAGUUUGGCUACACCUUUGUCGGCAAGGGCAGCGUGUCGGCGCGUCCGCGGCGCUUGGAGUACGAGAGCCGCGUCUACCAGCGCCUGGACAAACUGCAGGGUGAGCUGGUGCCGGUGCACAUGGGCCUGAUCUCGUUCCAUCCCGGCUACAUCUUGCCAGGCGGUGCGUACGUGGUGCACAUGAUGCUCAUGUCGUGGGCGGGCGAGAUGGCGACGGACGCGACCACGUCCAGUCUGCAGUCCGAAAUAGAGCGAUCGCUGCAUACGCUCUGUCAGAACGGCGUCGGCCAUGGGGACGAACGCGCGGCUAACUGUCUCUGGAACGCGGAGCGAGGCUGCGUCAUGGUGAUUGACUUUGAUUGCGCGAUCCUACUCCAGCCACCGAAAAACAACUCGUUAGUUAGCCUGAAAUGUAGUCCGCCUACUGCGUGUUGA